Molecule: messenger RNA, 465 nt
Organism: Ostreococcus tauri
Lineage: Eukaryota; Viridiplantae; Chlorophyta; Mamiellophyceae; Mamiellales; Bathycoccaceae
Product: V-ATPase proteolipid subunit
Exons: 2
Coding region: 1-465 (154 amino acids)
Biological process (GO): proton transmembrane transport
Cellular component (GO): proton-transporting V-type ATPase, V0 domain
Molecular function (GO): proton-transporting ATPase activity, rotational mechanism
Source: RefSeq, a predicted model, not a curated record
AUGGCUAUCAACCGCGGCGAGUUCUACGGUGUCACUGGCGCUGUUGCUUGUUUGACCCUAUCAGCUUUGGGAGCAGCAUACGGUACCGCACAAGCAGGAUUGGGUCUAUGCAGAGGGGCCACUGGAAAUCCAGGUGUUACAGUCAAGGCGAUCAUACCUGUCGCAAUGGCAGGUGUACGCGCCAUUUAUGGCUUGGUGCUCAGUAUAAUUAUUCUUGCAAGUUUGAGUGGCUCGAGCAAGGAAUACUCCGAGUUCAGUGGCAAUUCACAUCUAUGCGCAGGAGUCUGCUGUGGAGUUGCACAGUUUGCGAGCGGUGUAACCGUAGGUGUUAUCGGAGAAAGCUCAACUCAGGCCGUCGCUAGUAAACCGAGAAUUUUUGCACCUGCUGUCUUAAUUCUGAUUUUUUCAGAAGCCCUUGCACUGUACGGGCUCAUUUCUGGCAUGAUCCUUGUGCAAAGUAGUUGA